This is a messenger RNA of Medicago truncatula (barrel medic), 1974 nucleotides long. RefSeq lists its product as uncharacterized. NCBI's taxonomy places the organism in Eukaryota, Viridiplantae, Streptophyta, Magnoliopsida, Fabales, Fabaceae. The record is from RefSeq and is a predicted model, not a curated record. Bases 162 to 1436 code for a protein of 424 amino acids. The transcript is spliced from 3 exons. Gene Ontology annotation, molecular function: zinc ion binding.
GGCUAAAAAAGUAAAAGAGAAAUAGAAAAUAUUGGUUAUGGUUAGGAAUGAACAUCCUCCUCCACUCCUAAAUUUAGCUGCGCUUUCUUCUGAAUAAUCACAAUUCAACUUUCAUCUUCCAAUCAAUCAACAAUGAUCGUUUAGAUUGCACAUCACAACCCAUGUCGGUUUUAUCAAGCAUGGAAGCGCCUACCGUUGACGUGGAUCUUUCGCCUGCGAGGAUUGAAAAUGAGAAAGAAGGAGGUCCGAUGUUCCAUUGUGAUUUGCAUGAUACUGAAGUAGUUCACAAGUUGGCUCAAAUGUUCCUGCCGGGUCUAGCUUCUGCUUGUGUUGAUAACACAACUGGCUUCAACACUCCUGGUUCAGUUGCGGAUGGUUUGAGGAAGGAAAUGAUAGAUUUUCUUACGCUGAGAAGUGAAUCGUUUGUUGCUGAGACUGUUAUCUUGGAUGAUGGUGCGGAUGGUGGAGUGUCCGAUCAUCCUUUUGAUAUUAUUUCUAGUUUUGUUGACGAUUUUGUAGAUUCGAAGAGGAAUUUGUUGAGUCAGGUUUCGGGAUGGCUGCUUAGCGAUAAGAGAGAAGAUAAAAUAGAUGAUUUUGUUCAGGAGAUGGAAAUGAAUGGUUUUUGGUUGUUAGAUAGACGAGAAAAAGUUGCUGAAAAUUUGCUUAAGAAUGUUGACUUCAAGAACUCGUUUCAUUGCAGCGCGAGUUUUGUUAACAAAGACGAACUUGUCGCCCAUGUUGAUAAUUGUAACUUCAAAUCUGUGACCUGCCAUAAUGAGGGAUGCAAUGCGAGGUUUAGCGCGGUUCAUUUGAAGGACCACGAUUCACAUUGUCCUUUUAAGAUAAUUCCAUGUGAGCAGAAGUGUACAGAUAGCCUUAUGAGGCGUGACAUGGACAGGCACUGCAUUACUGUUUGUCCGAUGAAGCUUGUGAACUGUCCUUUCUAUGCUGUUGGUUGUCGAUCGGCUAUUGCGCAAUGUAUGGUUGGAAAACAUUGCUCAGAUGAUCUUAAUUCUCACUUAUUGCACUUGCUUAAAGGCAUCCACAAGGAUGCAUCCGGUGGAGAUCUUAAUCGAAGAGUAGAGCAAAUUGUACAGGCAUCAACAAACAAUAGGUUAGCAGAAGCUCGCGAUGCGAGAGCUUUUAAGCUUAUUGUCAGAGAUCUUGAAGCUAAGCUAGGGCCUUUGGAAGUCAAUCUCAUAGAGAAAACUAGUACAGAAACAGUUGCCAAGAAUGAGGACAGUGAAGACACAGGCACGGAAACAAAGGGCAGCACAGAAACUUUAGCUUCAUCAGAUAAAGCUGAAAUGAGUGCUGUAUUGAACAAGAAUGAAGAUAGUGAAGACACAGGCACGGAAACAAAGGGCCGCACAGAAACUUUAGUUUCAUCAGAUAAAGCUGAAACGAGUGCUACAUUGAACAAGAAUGUUGCAUAGAAUUCUGUGAAUAAUGAAGAAGUUGGUGAGCUUUAAAGUAUAGCCACCAAACAAACAUAUUUCUGCUUACAUUCUUUUGUUUGUUUAUUCAUGAACACCAUUAAAAGUUUUCAAGACUAACUUCUCAGUUUGAACUUCCAAGUGAGGUUGUCAAAUAUCUCUGUAACUAUUUACAAUAUCAAAAAAGGUCUGAGAGAAGUUGGUACCACUUGAGCCUUAGCUCAGUUUGGAUUAGUUUCUACUUUCUAGAUAUCUAGGAAGUUAUCCAAUCCCAAUUCAGGAUAGUCAUCUUCAUCCUCAACCUCAGUUUAUUCUUCAUCAAUGGCAGCAUCAUUAAUAGAACAAGGAGAAGCAUCCAAACCGUCACCAACAGGCAUCUUCAUCUUCUCCAACGUCAAGUACUAUAGCAAGAUGUCUUCAUGUAUAUAUAUAUAUGUUCAUUAUCCUUUAUAUUCCCAACCCAUUCAUCUCUAAAUUGUUUGUGAUUUUCUACACUCUUUCUUCAUCAUCCUAAAUAAUUUGUAUGUGAGUUUCUAAA